UAUUCUCUCCACGCGUCAUCUGCCUUGCCUUGUCGUAUCAGAGCAGCGUAAGCCCGCUGUUAUUGUAAUAAAGCUUACCAUUGGUCUCCAGGGCCCUGCGCACUACGUGGGAGGAUGUCCUAACACUGACAGUGGUUUCAUUCGGUCUUGUAUUGCGUCUUAUUUAGUCGACUCCAGGAAAGCAUGUGAAGCUGGUAAGAAUCGGCAAAACGUGGCCAAUAUUUGAACAAAACUUGAUCUAGGAAUGUCUACUCUGAAUGUCUCACGGAAGUCGGGUUACGUACAUUUAUUUACAGUACUAAUACUUCUAACAUCAAUGCCCUUAGUACGCAAUGUUGAGAUCAAUGCUGCAUCCUUUCAACUCCCGGCACCGCCUUUUCUAACUGGUAACUUAGCAAGCAACAAUGUUCUGACACAGGCGGAGAGACUUCAUGAGGGUGUAGUGGGCACUCCAGGAAGUUUUGUUAUGCAUGGCGAUGCUAUCUACACUAUAACCAGAGAUGGGAUGGUAGUCAACAUAGCACCAUGCAGACCACUGGUAGUGGCAACUUUAGCUCCAAGGGGCUGUCAAGCACCCAAAGAAUGCGGAUUUCUAAUAAGCAUCCAAAUGAAUGCAGACAAUAUGUUAGUUGUGCUCGACGCCUACAGAGGACUGUAUGAAGUGAACCCUAAGACAGGGUCUUCCAGACUCAUCUAUGAUGCCAAGUCUUUAGUAAACGGCAGGCCAAGUAUCUACCUCAACGAUAUCGUCUUCAUGCCCGGUGGUACAAUCAUCAUGAGCGACUCCAGUCCUACGUUUGACUACGCCAAUGAAUUUUGGAUACGUUUUGAAGGCCGUCCCGAUGGCAGGUUGCUAGGGUUUCAUCCUGGUAAUGGACAAGUCAAGGAGAUUCUUGCCGGUUUGGCUUAUCCAACGGGGCUGGAGAUUACAACUGACGGACAGGCGCUACUAGUAGCAGAGGCAGGAAGGGCCAGGAUACUUAGACUCGAACUGGCCAAAGAGAAGUUCUUCCAAAAGUCUGUCUUUACUGAAAAUCUGCCUGGAAUGCCCGAACACAUCAGGAGAACAAAACGGGGCUCUUACUGGGUGGGCCUGACCUAUCCCAGAUACCAAGGAGAAGUGUCAAUCAUGGACCAGUAUUCCAACUCUCCCACCUCCAGGAACUUCCUGGCAAAGAGAAGACCAGUUGAUCAGCUGAUAUUGAUGUACACUAGAAAAGGGAUAGCCGUGGAACUUGACGUCACCGGAAAUGUUGUCAGCAGUAUCCAAGAUGCCGAUGGGCUAAGGGUGAAGGACGUCUGUGAGGUGGUUGAAUCCGAUGGUGUUCUCUACGUAGGUACCAGGGACCAGAAUGUCGUACUACGUGUGAUCAAAAGUGCAGUGGAUCUCACAGUAGGAACCAGUCUCCAGGUAUUGAGAAGCCGAUGUCAGUUUAUAGAUAACCAAUUUAAUGCGGCUAAAGCCGCUUUAGAGCAGCAAUUUUCAUCCAGGAAGGGUACACUAGAACAAAGUCAAUUUCUGGCCAGUAUGUUAACUUCAAACAGCUUUGGCGCCAUGUUGCAAAACUACAUACAACAGCAGCAAAUAGCGCACGCGGCCAACGCAAAACCUCCCAAUUCUCUCAUUGCUAGUAGAUCUAACAGAUUGGCCUCUAUACGUCAAGGCUUAGCGCAUCUUCAAAACACUCUAUUGAGACCAAGUAAUGGGCAUCAGCGUCCAGUAGCCAAGCCUCAGCAAGCAGCAAGCGAUGACCCAUUUCUCCCUGUGGGUAUGAACUUCAACAAUUACGUCACUCCGGCAAAGAACAUCCCUCAGAGUGAUACGUCCGCACCAGGACACGCACGAGACCCCAACAAGUCGUCGCCCACAGCCCCUUUUGUAGUCCACAGAAUGGAGAACGGUCAGUUGGUCACUCACGUUCUGGUUGGUAACGAUUUUAAGUUGCAGAGCCAGCCACCGCAAACGUCUCCAAAACCAACCACUGCUUAUCUGCCCAUGACCUUGCAGACUUUAAAACAUCUUUUCCCAACAGUACCCCCACCUGUUAGAUCGGCCGAGGUCAUACAGCAAGGCUACAACAGCCCUCAGAGAAUGUCACAGCACAUUCCUUCAACCAAACAGCACAAUGAUAACCUAGGCGCUCUUGGUGGAUUUUUUGAAUUCAUCAGUGGAGUAACAGCCCCUGCCAAGGGAAAGGAAAAUUACCCAUUUGACGAAUCGACUCCGUCUGUUCCCUUGCCUGAUCACGCGCCUGUCAUCCACGCGGAAAACCCUUACUUCUUGGGGCCGUCUCACUCAGAAGCUCAUAACAAUACUCCUUCGGAAUAUGGCGUGAGCCAUCCUAAAAAAACAGCCAUGAACAUUGAACAGAAUCAAAUGUUUCAUCCCCCAGAGAGGUCUGAAGUACCACAACCUAACGGUCCUAGCAAUGCAGCUAAAAGUUCUUUACUGAGGCAGGGAUUUGAAAUACUUCAGCAGUACUUCAAAACGGUGAAACCCAGCCAGCAAACUGUACAGCCAAACAUCAAAAACCAGUCGGAUGUACACAGUAUAACCCAACCCAAUCCUGCUGUCAGAGCGCCAGUCGUUACAAAUACCCAAGAAGUGCCAGUCUUAACUAAUGCUCAAGAAGCCCAAGGGUUGGCUAAUACUCAAGAAGCCCUAGGCUUAGCUAAUACCAAGGAAGUGUCAGGCUUAGCCAAUACUCAAGACGCGCCGUCAUUAUCUAACACUCAAGAUGUGCUAGGCUUAGCCUCUAUACAUGAUAAUCAAAAAACAAUACCUACUGCUUCUAGCCUUGAGAGACCACUUGAUUUUACUACAGUUAAUGGCAUUGUGAAACCAGGUCAGCGGAUCUCCUAUUCUAGCGCUGCUUCUAUUCACCCUAACCAACCGAUGAAUGACGUAGCUCCCGAAGAAACAGGUCGAAAUAUUAAUCAUUUGUCCCCGACACGUUCGACCUCGAUGACACAAAAUGCAAGAGAUUCUCCAAGCGAAGCGCCUCCAGAAAGCAGUUACAUUAAAAUCGUACAGGGCCCUGGCAAAUACAUCUUCAUACCUCUGACACAGACCACUUUAAUGCAGGCACUGAAAGGCGUAGCUGCUAAUGAGAAUUUCAACAUUCCGAACAUGGAAUCUCAUCGAUCCAUGUCAAACAUGGAAUCUCAUCGACCCAUGUCAAACAUGGAAUCUCAUCGGCCCAUGUCAAACCUGGAAUCUCAUCGGCCCAUGUCAGACAUGGAAUCUCAUCGGCCGUCAAUAGUCCAACCGAUGGAAGGGCUAUUCACACAGCCACAGCCUUCAGCAACAUCAGCCAAUGAACAACAGGAGUGGUCCAGAAAUAGCAUGCAUUAUAACUAUCCUCCUAUGAGCAACAGAAGAAACAGCAUGAACUCACGAAUGGCGGAACAUCAAUUCACUAACCAAGCACCCCGUUGGCAAUAUGAAGAUGUCUCUCCAAACUCUGGCUUCCCCGGCAACUAUCAAGUAGGUCCACCACCAGAUAUUUGGCCUACAAGCGACGGACCUUCUUAUACUAGGCCUUAUUACCGUGGGCCCAUGCAGCCUAGGACCACCAACAGUUUUCCUUCGCGUUCCUGGACCACCCACUCUCAGCCCACUUGGAGGGAGAAUACAUAUUCGACGCCGUCUUGGUCGGUAAACAAUUCAAAUAUGUCAGAAACAACGUACUCGGAGGCUCCACCCAGGUGGACAUCUGGCUACACGACACGUUCUGACUCCUGGCCUAAUUACUCGGGCAAUAGUCACACCGCCAGCUACACUCAUAAUGAACAUUACGUCACGCCACCUGUAAGGACACCCCAACAGCAGCCCCUGGACAUUGCCUCUAACAACACAGAUUAUUCUAUGACCUCUUCACAGUUCACCAACUCAUCAUCACCUACUUCACAGAGCUACAGGGAUACCUCCAUACAUACACAGAGUGAUCCUAACCAACAAUAUCAAAACCAAGCUUACAUAACAGAAUGGCAAGUUCCGGCCAAGAAGUAAAAAAAAAAAAAAAGCAUCACUCAUAUUUAGACAUUUACAAUCUCAAACAAUUUACUGUAGCAAACUUUUAGCACGCUUUUGGAUUACGUCAUUGCUACAUUUUUUUCAAAGGGAGUUGAAGAGUGCAUAAAUAAUGAGUGUAAAAUGCACAGUCCUAAAUAUAAAUAUGUAUUCGACAUUGUGGAUAUAACUUUAGGCCUAAUUAUAUUAACACACAAAAUAAGUCCAGCAAAAGAAAAGCUAACACUGAAAAAUUUAUUAAUAUGUGAAGCAAUAUUCAUCAUCAUGAAGACCAAUUUUUUCGUUCUUGUAAAGACGUUUUAUUGUAUUUUAUUAAAUACAUUUUUCUAACAUUGUUUGCUUGUUGUUUGAUGGUACAAAGCGUACAUAAACUCUGUCUAUCAGGUACAAAUUAUAAACACUUUAUUUCUCCACAUUCCCAUUCUUGAAUCAAGGAGAAACAUUGCACAAUUAUUCAUUGUUCGAAAAAAAAAAAACACUAUUAGUUAAUUAAAAAGUGGCAAUUAAUUAAUUUUGUUUGAUAUCGAAAAAGGGAAAAAAUAAUAAUAAGGCUUAUAUUGAACAAGGGGAAAAAAUAGUAUGUAACAGAUGUAGCGGCAUAAGCUGAAUUAGUUCUCUUUAUACUUUGUGUAGAGAAUUAGGUCGUCGCUUACAAGUUUAAAACUAACAAAAGAUAGCUAUGACACAUAUUUUCAUAAGCAUUUCGCUAGUACAGUGGUUAGUGCUUGAGUUCUGGAGUUCACGUCGGUAGGCCUAUAACAUUUUUUUUUUAUAAAAUACAUUUUAAAAGAUACUCUCUUCUCCCCUUAUCUAACUGGUCCGGACUAGGGAUAGGAUCACAAGAGCAUCGAGAAAGCAUGCAAUUGCGCUAUACUAAAAACAAUUGGUCAAAAUAUUUCUAAUCGCACAUAUUUAUUAUUGUUAGUCUAGAUCUACUACAAAUUUAAUUACACAUGAUCCAAACUCAUUGAUACAAUUACACAUAAUAUAAGCUGUGUUUUUGUUUCUUAAAAGUAGGCCCUAUUUUUUUAUUUUUUUUAUUUUGCUUGUUAUUAGUCAUGAUUAGUCUUAACUUUUCUGUUGUUUUCAUUAUGUUGUUAUUGUAUUUAAAUGUGUAAACAUCGGUUGUUGUUGUUUUUAAUUAUUCCAAUAAAAUCAAUAGAACCACAAAGUUAA
This is a messenger RNA of Biomphalaria glabrata, 5209 nucleotides long. Its product is annotated as mucin-2-like. The coding region runs from base 245 to 4012 and encodes 1255 amino acids. Gene Ontology annotation, biological process: biosynthetic process. Gene Ontology annotation, molecular function: strictosidine synthase activity. NCBI's taxonomy places the organism in Eukaryota, Metazoa, Mollusca, Gastropoda, Planorbidae. The transcript is spliced from 11 exons. The record is from RefSeq and is a predicted model, not a curated record.